GCCAUCGUCCCACAAUUCCAUUCUAGAGACACGGAACGACACUCCCUUCAGGAAACGGGGCGAUCUUAUAGGGGUUCCGCCAUUAAAAACAGUCAAUGGGCUCCCCACGGUUCGCGAUGCCGCUCGCCAAACAACAAUCAAUUCAGCCGAAAUAAUCGCGAUCGACGUCCCGCUACCUCGUUUUGACCACGGAAGGGACAAUGGGGAGUCAGAGCCAUAUAUCUCAGGGGCUGCCCCCGUUCUCAUGUCGAUGGAGCUCCCCUGAGUGUUCCGGUUGAGAGAGACUGAAUCGAGGCAAACCAUCAAAGCCACCACCACCACCACCACCAUGUUCUCCACAACCCUCCUCAGCCUGCUCACGGUUGCCGCGACGGCCAACGCCGCCUGCACCCCCCCAAGGAACGCGGCGACCGCCGCGGUCGAGUGCCCUAUCGUUUUCGAGGGUCGUGUCGGGGUCGACGCCCAGCUCGCCGACUUCGACAGCUAUGACACCUCGCUCUUCAACGCCGAGUACGUCAAGGGCGAGAACCUGCAGUGGAGCGAGAUCAUCCAGUUCCCCGAGGCCGAGAACGCCCACUUCGACGACGAGACCCACAAGCCGUUCGAGGUCACCAUCAGCGACGACAGCAUCUUCCAGACCCAGAAGGGCUUCCGCCGCGCGGGGCUGCAGUUCCUGGAGGACACCAACACCGGGAGCCCGGGCAGCACCGGCGUCAAGACGAUCCACUUCAGCCUCAGGAUCGACCCCCAGCGGGCGCUGAACCUGAGCCACGAGUACCUCCUGGUCUGGAGGGAAGCCGCCGACUACAGCAGCAACCAGUUCAACUUUGAGACCGGCGCCGUCCUGGGCCAGGCGAGCCUGCCCAAGGACACCUACAAGGUGCUGGACCGCCAGAACAAGGAGAUCUGGUCGACCCCCAUCCUGGAGGACAGCUGGCAGAACUUUGCUGUGACUCUCGACCAUGACCAGAACACUCUCCAAGUGUACUACUCUGCCGGCGACGAGCCGCUCGAGAGCGUCACCGAGGCCGUGUCCAACGACAACUCGGGCGAGGGACAGUUCCAGAUCGGCAUGCUCAAGAAGCCCACUGGCACCGACGACGUCGUCAACUCGGGCUACCAGGAGAGCGGCAUCGACGAGGGGCUCAUCUACGGCAGCCUGUUCGUCGAGGACAGCGCAGAUGGCUGUGUCUCUGUUUAAGGGUAAAACCGGAGUUAUCUCAUCCAUGUCUGGGUUGCUAGAACGAUAGACUACUACUCGAGAGCGCAAAUAGCUAAGACGAUCGCUCCCAGAGAUGUACUAUCAUAUGAAACCAUCUCUCCCCCCAUUUCCGUCGUCCCACCUCCAACUAUGCCCGGCAAACCAUCGCACUUCCACUUAUCUCUAUAUCUCAUCCCCCCCUUCUAUCCCACCCCCAACCCUCUCCACAUCCAUCUCAGUGCCCC
This is a messenger RNA of Chaetomium fimeti, 1446 nucleotides long. RefSeq lists its product as uncharacterized. NCBI's taxonomy places the organism in Eukaryota, Fungi, Ascomycota, Sordariomycetes, Sordariales, Chaetomiaceae. The transcript has 2 exons. Bases 329 to 1201 code for a protein of 290 amino acids. The record is from RefSeq and is a predicted model, not a curated record.